Penicillium antarcticum is the source of this 465-nucleotide messenger RNA. Its product is annotated as nuclear telomere cap complex subunit Ten1. Gene Ontology annotation, cellular component: CST complex. Gene Ontology annotation, biological process: telomere capping. The record is from RefSeq and is a predicted model, not a curated record. The coding region runs from base 1 to 465 and encodes 154 amino acids. Lineage: Eukaryota; Fungi; Ascomycota; Eurotiomycetes; Eurotiales; Aspergillaceae. Gene Ontology annotation, molecular function: single-stranded telomeric DNA binding. The transcript is spliced from 2 exons.
AUGAACGGGCCGCGCCCCUCUACCCGCGUGUUCCUCUCUGAUCUCUCUUCUCUACAGGCGGACUCGAAGGUCCGCUUUCUUGGCUGUGUGAGGCAUUAUACUAUAACCACUGGCUAUCUGGUUCUCGAACACAACUAUCCACGCAGCAAAGCGGAGAUCAGCUUUGUGCCUGUCGAUAUCAAUGCUGUACUUGAGACCCUGACUGCCGAAGAACUACAUGUGGGGACGUGGUUAAAUGUGCUGGGCUACAUUCGAGAGUCACUACCUCCGUCUUAUUCUUUCUCUUCUGCACCUGGGUCAUCGCAGUCCAGUGAUACACCCACCGGACCUGUUACAGUUCCCUCUCGCCCGGUGCAUGUCGAGGCCAUUAUGGUAUUCCCAGCUGGUGCAAUUGCACUCGGAGAAUAUGAACGGAUCCUCCGCAAUUCGCAGGAUGUCGAGCGUAUGAUACGAGUUACGAAUUGA